This is a messenger RNA of Striga asiatica, 861 nucleotides long. NCBI's taxonomy places the organism in Eukaryota, Viridiplantae, Streptophyta, Magnoliopsida, Lamiales, Orobanchaceae. The record is from the annotation of a GenBank genome assembly.
AUGUCUGCCUCCUCGAUUAAACGCUCGUUACCGACUUGGGCGUCGAUUUCGGCUUGGGCCUUCUUCAGGGCGUGCGGGUGGUUGAGGAGGAGGGACAGUGCCCACUCUAGUGUCCCGGCUGAUGUGUCUGUACCGGCUAUUAACAGAUUCUGCCACACACACAUCAUCUGUAUAAUAUUGGGGCUCCGAUUCCUGCAACGCCAACAGCAUCUCAAUCAUAGUUUUGGGCUUCCCACCGCCGGCGGACCUUCUCCUCCCUUCUUCCACCAAUCCCUGCAUAAAACCGUCCCUCUUUGCCUGCAACUCAAUCAUCUCCUUCUCGCCGCCGCCCAACCCCAGCCACCGCACCACCGGCAGAAAAUCCCCCGUGCUCGACGUCGACACCCUCAGCGACUCCUUCGCGAUCUCCCUGAACUGCCGCGCCUCCUCGGCGUCCUCCACGUUCUCCCCAUAGUAUCUCUUCCCGGCGAUCAUCCUCAUCACCACGUUCAUGGUCAGCUCGAAGAAGGCGGUCUUCAUGUCGACCGCCGAUCCAGGGGCCCGAGCGCUCAGGGCCCGGAUCGUGGAUCUGAGCUCGUCGACCCGGAUCUCGUGAAGCGACUGGAGCUUGUGGCCGGAGAGGAUCUCGAUCGAGGAAAUCCUGCGCAGGUUCCGCCAGUGGUCGCCGUAGGAGGACCAGACGAGAGAGGUGUAGUUGUAGCCGAGGUGUUUGCCGGCGAGCAGGCGGGGACGGUUGGCGAAGACGACAUCGUUUCUGGAGAGGCAGUCCUCGGCGGCGGAGGGGGAAGAGACGACGAGAACGGGGCGGGAGCCGAAGUUGAGGAGGGUGACGGGGCCAUAGCGGUGGGAGAUUUGAGCUAA